CCUCCCCAACCUUUUGCAGUCGUCGCUGAUGCCCCAAUUCUCUCCGCGCUCCGUUUUGGGGCUUCGAUCUCCAUCUCGCUAGGGUUCCUUUCGUUGCCUCUCUCUGUUCGCAGCGAAGGAGACGAUCCUGAUUCCCGCUCGAUUUAGCUGGGACAUCGAUCCCGCUCCAGGAUGUCUAUGCACGAGAGGAAAACGAUCGAUCUGGAACAGGGAUGGGAGUUCAUGCAGAAGGGCAUUACCAAGUUGAAGAACAUAUUGGAGGAGCUCCCGGAGUCGCAGUUCAGCUCAGAGGACUACAUGAUGCUCUACACGACUAUCUACAACAUGUGCACCCAGAAACCACCGCAUGAUUACUCGCAGCAGCUGUAUGACAAGUACCGUGAUUCAUUUGAGGAUUAUAUCACGUCGAUGGUAUUGCCUUCUUUGAGAGUGAAGCAUGAUGAAUUUAUGUUGAGGGAGCUAGUUAAGAGAUGGCUAAAUCAUAAAGUGAUGGUCAGGUGGCUUUCACGUUUCUUUCAUUACCUUGACCGCUACUUUAUCACAAGGAGGUCACUUCCUCCACUAAAUGAAGUUGGGCUUACACGCUUUCAUGACCUGGUCUAUCAGGAAGUCAAGAGUAAAGUCAAAGAUGCUGUCAUCUCCUUGAUUGAUCGAGAGCGUGAAGGGGAGCAAAUUGAUAGGGCUUUAUUGAAGAAUGUCUUGGACAUUUUUGUUGAAAUUGGAUUGGGUAACAUGAAGUGUUAUGAAGACGACUUUGAAACACAUUUGCUUAAAGACACUGCUGCCUAUUAUUCUAGGAAAGCUUCAAACUGGAUUCUUGAAGAUUCAUGCCCUGAUUACAUGUUAAAGGCAGAGGAAUGCUUAAAGCGUGAGAAGGACAGGGUUGCACAUUACUUGCACUCUAGCAGUGAACAGAAAUUGCUAGAGAAAGUGCAACACGAACUAUUAUUUGUCUAUGCUAGCCAACUUCUUGAAAAGGAGCAUUCUGGAUGUCAUGCAUUACUUCGAGAUGAUAAGGUGGAUGAUCUCUCGCGAAUGUACAGGCUCUUCUGUAGAAUACAGCGCGGCCUAGAUCCUGUUUCUCAAAUAUUUAAGCAGCAUGUGACUAUUGAGGGCACAGCUCUAGUUAAACAGGCAGAAGAUGCUGCAAGUAGCAGAAAGGCUGAGAAAAGGGAUGUUGUUGGUCUCCAAGAGCAGGUUUUUGUUAGAAAAGUUAUUGAACUACAUGACAAAUAUUUGGCAUACGUGAAUGAUUGCUUCCAGAAUCACUCCCUUUUUCACAAGGCACUCAAAGAAGCUUUUGAGGUUUUCUGCAACAAGGGUGUUGCAGGCAGCUCGAGUGCUGAGCUAUUAGCUACUUUUUGUGACAAUAUCCUUAAGAAAGGUGGAAGUGAAAAACUCAGUGAUGAAGCAAUUGAAGAGACUCUUGAGAAGGUUGUAAAGUUGCUUGCUUAUAUCAGUGACAAAGAUCUGUUUGCCGAGUUCUAUAGGAAGAAGCUUGCCAGGAGGUUGCUCUUUGACAAAAGUGCUAAUGAUGACCAUGAGAGGAGCAUUUUGACAAAGCUAAAGCAGCAAUGCGGAGGGCAGUUUACUUCAAAGAUGGAGGGCAUGGUCACUGAUCUUACCCUUGCAAGGGAAAACCAGUCUAGCUUUGAGGACUAUCUCAACAGUAAUUUUCAUGCUAAUCCAGGGAUAGAUCUUACUGUUACUGUUCUAACGACUGGAUUCUGGCCAAGUUACAAAUCAUUUGAUCUGAACCUUCCUGUUGAGAUGGUUAAGUGUGUGGAGGUCUUCAGGGAAUUUUAUCAGACAAAAACUAAACAUAGAAAGCUUACUUGGAUAUAUUCUUUGGGUACCUGUAAUAUCAAUGGGAAAUUUGAACCCAAAACCAUUGAACUUAUUGUAACAACAUAUCAGGCGGCUGCUCUUCUUUUGUUCAAUGCCUCUGAUAGAUUGAGCUAUUCAGAGAUCAUGACUCAACUUAACUUGACGGAUGACGAUGUAAUCAGAUUGCUCCACUCCCUUUCUUGUGCCAAGUAUAAAAUUCUUAAUAAGGAGCCAAGUACCAAAACCAUUUCGUCAAUUGAUGUGUUUGAGUUUAAUUCCAAAUUCACUGACAAAAUGAGAAGGAUCAAGAUACCUCUCCCUCCUGUGGAUGAGAAGAAGAAAGUAAUAGAAGAUGUUGACAAGGACAGAAGAUAUGCCAUUGAUGCUUCCAUCGUGCGCAUUAUGAAAAGCAGGAAAAUUUUAGGUCAUCAACAGUUGGUGAUGGAGUGCGUUGAGCAACUUGGUCGUAUGUUCAAGCCCGACUUCAAAGCAAUAAAGAAGCGGAUAGAAGAUCUGAUCACUAGGGAUUACUUGGAGCGAGACAAGGACAAUCCAAAUCUUUUCAGAUAUUUAGCCUGAUUGAUCCGCAAUCUCAUUAGAACUCCCCUGUCAAACAGAAUCUGAGUGACAGCAUGCAAUGAGCCUAUCCCUUUACGUACUCAGUGCUGAUUGAUGACAUUUUGUAAAGAUUCUGGGAGCAUCUUGUACAUUCAUCUUGGAACCAGGUUUAAGAAACUGCUCCAAUACGCACUGAAGUGAGGCAUUGUAGUACUAAGAAAUUGUGUUAUUAAGAUGAUAAUGGGGUUUAAUAGUUUAAUCAAAUAUUUCUGGUAUUAUAUUUUCCUUA
Messenger RNA from Zingiber officinale, 2674 nucleotides. Its product is annotated as cullin-1-like. Gene Ontology annotation, biological process: ubiquitin-dependent protein catabolic process; protein ubiquitination. Gene Ontology annotation, cellular component: cullin-RING ubiquitin ligase complex. NCBI's taxonomy places the organism in Eukaryota, Viridiplantae, Streptophyta, Magnoliopsida, Zingiberales, Zingiberaceae. The transcript has 19 exons. The record is from RefSeq and is a predicted model, not a curated record. Gene Ontology annotation, molecular function: ubiquitin protein ligase binding. Bases 172 to 2406 code for a protein of 744 amino acids.